Zerene cesonia (dogface butterfly) is the source of this 4272-nucleotide messenger RNA. RefSeq lists its product as uncharacterized. The transcript has 2 exons. Gene Ontology annotation, molecular function: protein binding. The record is from RefSeq and is a predicted model, not a curated record. The coding region runs from base 342 to 3947 and encodes 1201 amino acids. Lineage: Eukaryota; Metazoa; Arthropoda; Insecta; Lepidoptera; Pieridae.
UAAUAUGACAAGUUUGUUUGCAAUUUAUCACUUAUCUGGAUUCAACAUUCAACAAUAUGUGUACAAAUCACUGUAUAUGUAAUAUGUGCUAUAAUGCUAAGUAAAAGUAUACCAACUUACUCUGUGAAAAGUACUAUGAGUCAUCGGGAAGCGGGAACCACAGUCCACAGAGCAAGUUAUAUAUUAUGUUGUCAACUUGCACAUAUACACAUAUUUAAUAAACUAUAUACCUAUAGCGUCUGCAAAAAUAUAGCAUGGGUUUUAUAGAUUGUAGUGUUGAGUGGUCAUUUGUCUGAAGCGUGAAAAGUGGGUACAAAUUUCUGGCCACUUCAACCGUAACAAUGGAUCAUCCAGGGACAUCAAGGCAAGGAGCAGACAAUAUUGUAGAAGACCUCACAAAUUGUGGUACUGACUCCUUGUCUAAAGAAAUAAUUAAAAUAUACAAGAAGUUUAUUGAAGUUAUACAAAAGAGUGAUAUAUUGACAUUCAAUAUUUUAAUCAAUACUUUAAAUACUGUUGAUAAUAAACCAUUAAUACAGCAAUUAAUUACAAAAAGCAAGUUUGAUAUAUUUAGCUGUAUAAGCAAACAUUCCCAAGUGAAAAUGCUUGAUUAUCUUCUGGAACAAACUGAGCUUUUGCCAUAUCUGUCUCCGAUGGAUAAAGCACAACGUAAUUUAACAAUAGAACGCACAUUCUUCAACUGCAUGUGUAGUGGGAAUGAAGUACUAUUGGAAAGGUUCUAUGACUACUGGGCUGGUGAUCUUCAUUGGGUUUACAAUGAGGCGAGCAGUGUGAAUGAUAACGAAAAUUUGAGUAAUCUCUGUAUUCUGUUAACCAACGCCGAAGAAUAUUUCAAGAGAACUACAGCUAUCAAAUCCAGCCAUCCACAAACAUUGGCCGAAAUUAAAUGCAUUGUCAUUUUUAAUGAAUUCCAAAUUGCUUUAUAUGAACAGUUAAGCGAGGUUAAAAAGAAAAUUAGGGAUUGGAAAGAUAUAUCAGAUUACAAUAGAUCUAUUCUCCGUGAAAUAGAUCUUAUUAAAGAGAUUAUUAAUAUUAUUUUUAAACAAGUCGAAAUUUAUUCUAAAAGAGUUUUAUCAAUUUGUUUGGAUAAAAUGAAACAAGAUGAUGAUGGUAUAUCACUGUACUGGAAAGCCCAGGCAUUCUAUAUGUUCAAAACCUUUUUUUGGAAAAUGGACUAUAAUAUAUGUCUAUUAAUUUUAGACAAUAUACAUUUAUUAAAGAAAAGACUUAUAAUGGAAAAUAAUAUGUAUCAGAAAUUAGAGUCAAAGCUGUAUCACUUUAUUUACCAUUUUAGGACGAAGUGGUCCUUUUAUUUGUCAAGAACUAGUACACUAGAGAGUGAUUGUAUCUCGACAAUCGAAAAUGAGGAGGUCCACACGUAUCCAAUACCCUGUUCAGUGGACAUGGGAGGGUUGAUAAGAUUUCUAGUGUUGUACUUAGAGAGAGACCACUUUAUUGAAAUGUUACGUAAUUUUAAAGAAGAGCUAAAUAAACCAAUCUUAGAGAAAAAUAUAAGACCCAAGAACUCGAAAUUCUCCGAUGAAGAAAUCCAAUCGCUCACACCAUGUCCUGAAAUGAGAGAUGAUUAUUCUUUAAAAAAGAUGUUGCGCUACCUCCAGGAACUUCCUUCUGUUUCAGAUAUAAAAAAGGAAAAGCAGAGAGCGCAACUAUUACUAGAGAGAAUUUUGCAAGUUGUCGGGGAAUUUCUUAAAAGCACAAAAGAAAGUAUGAAUUUAGAUCCAACGACACGCGCUUUGAUAGUUGCGGAAGUACCAAUAGAUGUUGUGGAUAGUUUAAACAAUAUAAGAGAUUAUCUAAGUAAGGCAAAAAAAUGUAAAAUUCUUUGGCGAAUGGAGAUCGCUAAACACGGUGAAGACAUUUUCGAAAAAGUCUUACAAGAUUUGUUACAUCUAAAAGAUGCAAUACGAAAGGUGAUUAGUAUCAAUAGAUAUUUUGUGAAUAGAUCUCUUAUUAGGUUCGGUAUCAACAUUUUGUCAGCUAGAAGAGAGGCAAUAGAAAGCAAAAUCGAUUUACCUAAUUAUUUGUAUUCUUGCUAUUCCCAGUUUUUGGGAGGUUGUAUGUAUCAUUUAAUGGAAAGGAUAUUUUUAGAUAAAUUUUAUACUGAGACAUGGAGUAAACAUGGUUUAUCCAGAAGCCUUAUGAUAGAAGUUGGUCAUAUAAACCAUGAUUUUAAUAUGCUUGAUAAGAAAAAUGGCCAAGAAAUUAGACGGAUACAUAUGUUCUUGUCAAAACAUUUCAAUCACUAUAAAAAAGUUAUUAACGACUUACUCCAAAAGGUUAUAUAUCAGAGUGAUCGAUGGAAUAAUUUGAAAAAUACGUUAGCUAAUAAUAUGUUAAGUGAUUAUCCUAAUUCUCAAGAUAUGAUUCAUUUAAAACAACUCUUGAAAUCUACAAAUAAUGCUGAGACUCGUAACACUAUGUCUAAUUUUAUCGACAAUUAUACAGAUGUCGAAGUAUUGUGGGACCUUAUAGAGAGACUAUUUGAAUUCUUGAUUAUAAAGACGAAGAGUUUUGAUGCAACAAAUGCAGAAUUAAAAUUCAGUAUGUUCACAGACAAAUACAAACAACUUUGUAGGAAUGGAUACAAGCAUAAAGAUAUGAAAGUUAAUGUUGAGAGUUUACUUAAGCUAAUAGAACAACACUGCUCGCCAAAACCUCUGUCCUCAAAUAUAAGUGUUGUUCACGCAUUUGAUGGCAUUAAAGAAUUUAAUGCAAUUCUUAAUAUGAAACAAUUCAUAACCGAAGAGGAAAUUAAAUAUAUUUCCAAUAACAUUCCCGAGUGUCGUAGAAGCGAUGGACCAAUGUUUUGUAAGAUUGGAAACGACUUUUGUACCGAUAUGGAAAAAAACGUAAAUACAGCAUUGGCAAUAGAGCCAUUUGAUGAACAGUCGGCGAAAAUUAUCCGUACUUUGCAUGUUGCAGAUCGAGACCCUGAAUUGUUAAAAUGUUAUUUGGAAAGGAUAACCUUUCUUUCAAAUAUAAUAAACAAGCAACACCGAGACUUUUUUGUAGUACAAUAUAAAUAUAAUGCACAAUUUAGAAUUUGUUUGGAAAUGAUCCUAAUUGAUCUACUGAAUAUAUCUGCUAAAUGUAAGAGAAUAGCGACAAUACAGAAACAGAACAAAUUACUGACUGAAAUAAAUAUGCGUAACGUCUUAGCGCACGGUAACGCCUUGCUUGAAGUAAUCGGCGAAGUUUUGGAUACGAAUGAUCUUCCAGGGGAAAUAAUAAAUAAGUCAUUUGAAUUUGUUGAAGAUUUGGAAUCAGUACAAGCAAUAUAUGAUUUAAAAUGCGGCGGAUUUUGCUUUGAGAACAUAGACAAUGAUGGUAACAUUUACAAUACUGUCAGUAUUACUGACAAAGAAAAGGAAUUAUUUACUAAAUUUAAAGAGUCAAAACACUGGCAGAAUUAUUUACAUCUAAUACCCGAAUAUGCAGCGCAUAAGUGGAGUAUCGCAAAGCAAUUGAAAGAACAGGAAAUUGAAGCGAAAUUGAAGCUUAUUGAAGCGGUUAAAAUAAAUGGAGAUAUUGAUAAUCUCGCGAGUAUACUAGAAAAAGUUGACAUAAACCAUGUCGAUGACAAUGGUAAUGCAGCUAUUCACUACGCUGCUAUGAAUGGAAACCUAGAUGUCAUUAAAGAAUUGACAGUAAAUAUGGCUAAUAUUAAUAUUAAAAAUGAAGAUAAUAAAAUGACGGCAUUGCAUUACGCGGCUCUGAAAGGUCACUCGGAAGUAGUUAACUAUUUAGUAGAGUGCGGUGCUGAUAUAGAGAAGGACAAACAGGGACACACCUAUAAAGAUAUCGAAGAAUUAAAAGCUGAGGCGUCCAAGAAGAGAAUGGAAGAGAGAUCUGAAGAGUUAGAGUUAGACGCGGGUGAUUUUAAUAUAUUUGGUAUGGACGAUUAGGGUGUGUUAGUCAAAAUACGAACAUGUAACAUGUACGUUUUUUUUUUUUAAUAUUAUAUUCCAUUUUUAAAUAUUUGACUCAUGACAUAUUUAGUCAUCAUGACAAUUUUAUUAGGUAAGAGGUUUGAUAUGAAAGCAUAUGAGUAUGAUAUAAAUUUAUUUACCAUGUUGGAAAUGCAUAAUUGAUUUAUAUUUUUAUACAUAUUCCGGUGCUAUUAUUUUAAUUUUAAGAUCUCGAUUUAUACAUAAUUUUAUAUAGACUAUAGAGCCUCAAGACUUAAUUGACGUUUGAAAAAGGAGGAAAAAUAACGCCAAUAAAUACAAA